CCCGCCGGGGCCGCUGUGCGGGCGCCUCCAGAGGAGCCGCGACCUCCCGCCCCGCCGGAGCGCGGCGGCGGAUCCUGAGCUCGGAGCCCGGAGCCUACCUCCGGCUGCGGGAACGGGGCGCCCGCCACCUGCCCCGCCACCUGCCUCGCCAUCGCCGCGCAGAGACCGCCUGGGUGCCAGCGGGCGCGGCAUCCCGCGUGCGCCCCGCGGAGCUGCAGACCGGCCGUCGGGGGCGCGGCCCGCCCGGAGCAGACAACCGGUCUAGCCCCGCAACGCCGGGUGCCGGGAGCGCUGCAGCCCGCGGUAUCCCAGGCGGGGAGGCCGGUGGAGACCGGCUGGUGUUGGGGAGAAAGCGGUGCCUGGCCGAGGCCUCGGACCCGGGCAACAGAGCACCAUGGCCCCGAAGCUGUUGCUGCUACUUUGCCUGUUUUCCGGCUUGCAUGCUCGGUCCAGAAAGGUGGAAGAGGAUGAGUAUGAAGACUCUUCAUCAAACCAAAAGUGGGUCUUGGCACCAAAAUCCCAAGACACCGAUGUGACUUUGAUUCUCAACAAGCUGCUAAGAGAAUAUGACAAAAAGCUGAGGCCGGACAUCGGAAUAAAACCGACGGUAAUCGAUGUGGACAUUUAUGUUAAUAGCAUUGGUCCUGUGUCAUCAAUAAACAUGGAAUACCAAAUUGACAUAUUUUUUGCUCAAACCUGGACGGACAGUCGCCUUCGAUUCAACAGCACGAUGAAGAUACUUACUCUGAACAGCAACAUGGUAGGCUUGAUAUGGAUCCCAGACACAAUCUUCCGCAACUCUAAAACGGCAGAGGCCCACUGGAUCACCACACCUAACCAGCUUCUCAGAAUCUGGAAUGACGGGAAAAUCCUUUACACAUUAAGGCUCACCAUCAAUGCGGAAUGCCAGCUGCAGCUGCAUAACUUCCCCAUGGAUGAGCACUCCUGCCCACUGAUCUUCUCUAGCUAUGGCUACCCCAAAGAAGAAAUGAUUUAUCGCUGGAGGAAAAAUUCAGUUGAGGCAGCUGAUCAGAAAUCAUGGCGACUCUAUCAGUUUGACUUCAUGGGCCUCAGAAACACCACAGAAAUUGUGACAACAUCUGCAGGUGAUUAUGUAAUCAUGACUAUAUAUUUUGAAUUGAGUAGAAGAAUGGGAUACUUCACUAUUCAGACAUAUAUUCCCUGUAUACUGACUGUGGUUUUGUCCUGGGUGUCGUUUUGGAUCAAAAAAGAUGCUACACCAGCAAGAACAACAUUAGGCAUCACCACGGUGCUUACCAUGACCACACUCAGCACCAUCGCCCGGAAGUCCUUGCCUCGCGUGUCCUACGUCACUGCCAUGGACCUCUUUGUGACCGUGUGCUUCUUGUUCGUCUUUGCGGCACUCAUGGAGUAUGCCACCCUCAACUACUACUCAAGCUGUCGAAAGCCAACGGUCACAAAGAAGAAAACAUCGUUAUUACAUCCAGAUUCCACAAGAUGGAUUCCUGAGCGAAUAAGCCUACAAACACCUUCUAACUAUUCUCUCCUUGAUAUGAGGCCCCCACCACCCGUGAUGAUCACUUUAAACAAUUCUGUAUACUGGCAGGAAUUUGAAGACACCUGCGUCUACGAGUGUCUGGAUGGCAAAGACUGUCAGAGCUUCUUCUGCUGCUAUGAGGAAUGUAAAUCAGGAUCCUGGAGGAAAGGGCGUAUUCACAUAGACAUCUCCGAGCUGGACUCAUACUCCCGGGUCUUUUUCCCUACGUCAUUCCUGCUAUUCAACCUGGUCUAUUGGGUUGGAUACCUAUAUCUUUAAGUGCUGCUCUUAGGGAUGGAUGAGUGAAGAGUAAUUGGUUUGCAUUCUUCCCCCUCCAUUAUCCCCAGACCAGAAGUGACCAACCAAGUAGCAAGAAAGUAUGCUGCUCAGUUCAUUCUAAAUUACCUUUCAGCAGCAUGGGAAGUAUCUGGGAAAUAGUCCUCAUAAGUAUUUCACUAAUACACACUCACAUGUGCACGCACACACACAGUAAAUGAAUUUUAAAGUGAUAUUCUUGCUAAUCCCUUCUUGAACCUGUAGCUUGAUGUUUAUGGUCUUGGACACUAGAAUCUGCUGGUUACCCUUUCAAAGACUCCCGUAAAACAUGAAAAAACUAUCCCAGAGGUCAUCUCAGACCUCCACCCUUCAUGUCUCUUUCCUUUGUGACCCUUGGCACCAGUGUCCAUGUGUACAGGAUCUCUCCUGGUGGAGGUACACUCAUGCUGGCCUCAUACUGAGGUCCAGUUUGAAAUGCAGUAAGCUUCGGUCCUCUCUCUGAGGCCUGAUUGAGGACCAUUGUUCUUAGUUUCCUUUACCUGGCCACCUUCUUUCAGGCAUGAGAAGAGUACACAUGUAUCAGCCACAAGUUUCCAUUUGAGGAAAAAUACGAUCUUUAAAAUUCAUGUUGCUGAAGUGAGAACUGCUGAUUAUCUCUAAAUCUUCCAAGGGAAUUUUUUUUUUAUUCUAGACUGCUGAUUGUCAGCAGUAUUUGAACACUGGGUUCCUGGAUUAGUUCAACAUUUCCUUCCAAAAGCUAUGUUUUACUGGACCAUGUCUCAACCCCAGACUGUGUGUCUAGCUUAUAUUAUUAUCAGGUGUUUAGUAACUGUCUUCAUCUUAUAAAGACAUAUGACAUGUAUAGGUCUUUGUUUUGAAAAUACAUUCCAGAGUGUGAAAGAAAUGUAGAUAGGCUUUCAAAAACUUCAUAGUGAAUAUUAAUUUUCAAAUCAAACCAACUUUAGAUGCAAAAAAUGGGCAAUGGCUUUCAUCAGUUAUACAUUUUGAUGAGCAAAAAUUAUUUUAUACUUUGAAAUAUGGACCUAUAGCAAAAUCCCAAAGAGUCCCCCCCAGUCAAUUCUCUUUUGAUACUUUUAUAACACAAGAUCAGUUUGCUUCUUGAUGUUCAUUCUUUGCUAUAACCGGAUGUUGGUGUGCACUUCAUGUUCCUGACUCCUUUGAUGCUUCAUUUCCUCCACCGCUGGGAGCUACAUCUCUUCCCAGUCAUUAACAGUGCUCUGGUGUUAUUAAAAUGUCAGCCAUAGAAUCUCUGUGCUUCUCAUCUUUCACAUAGAAAACUGAAUCAACUUUAUUGAAAAUCAUUCAUUUUUCAAUUUCUAUGGUAUAUACUAUAUAAUUACUUAAUAAAACCACAUACAGAAGGAAUAUAUGAAAGUCCUGACUUCACAUAAGGAGAAGAGGACAGGAAUGAAAGGGACCAGAAAAACUGAAACUAUAUAGUUCUGUUGAUUUUUAUUAAUACUGUUGCAUAUCAAGUGAAUGUGUAAAUACAGAAAUAU
Nannospalax galili (Upper Galilee mountains blind mole rat) is the source of this 3315-nucleotide messenger RNA. It is a transcript of the gene Gabrg3, whose product is annotated as gamma-aminobutyric acid type A receptor gamma3 subunit. Gene Ontology annotation, cellular component: dendrite membrane; neuron projection; GABA-A receptor complex. Gene Ontology annotation, biological process: chloride transport; signal transduction; regulation of postsynaptic membrane potential. Gene Ontology annotation, molecular function: inhibitory extracellular ligand-gated monoatomic ion channel activity; GABA-A receptor activity; benzodiazepine receptor activity. The coding region runs from base 395 to 1798 and encodes 467 amino acids. The record is from RefSeq and is a predicted model, not a curated record. The transcript is spliced from 10 exons. Lineage: Eukaryota; Metazoa; Chordata; Mammalia; Rodentia; Spalacidae.